Echinops telfairi (small Madagascar hedgehog) is the source of this 651-nucleotide messenger RNA. RefSeq names its product fibroblast growth factor 19 (gene FGF19). Bases 1 to 651 code for a protein of 216 amino acids. Gene Ontology annotation, molecular function: growth factor activity; fibroblast growth factor receptor binding. Gene Ontology annotation, biological process: animal organ morphogenesis; positive regulation of protein phosphorylation; cell differentiation. NCBI's taxonomy places the organism in Eukaryota, Metazoa, Chordata, Mammalia, Afrosoricida, Tenrecidae. Gene Ontology annotation, cellular component: extracellular region; cytoplasm. The transcript has 3 exons. The record is from RefSeq and is a predicted model, not a curated record.
AUGCAGAGCGCUCUGAGCAAGCGCGUUGUGCUGCUCGCCCUGGCCGUGGCUGGCCUUUGGCUGACGGUGGCCGGCCGCCCGAUGGCCUUCUCAGACGCCGGGCCGCACGUGCACUAUGGCUGGGGCGAGCCCAUCCGCCUGCGCCACCUGUACACAGCCAGCCCGCACGGCCUCUUCAGCUGCUUCCUGCGCAUCCGCGCCGACGGCACCGUGGACGCCGCGCGCAGCCAGAGCGCUUACAGUUUACUCGAGUUCAAAGCGGUGGCGUUGCGGACCGUGGCCAUCAAGGGCGUACAGAGCGCGAGAUACCUCUGCAUGGGAGCCGACGGGCAGCUGCAGGGGCUGCCCCAGUACUCGGCUGAUGACUGUGCCUUUGAGGAGAGGAUCCAGCCAGACGGCUACAACCUGUACCUGUCCAAGAAGCACGGCCUCCCGGUGUCUCUGAGCAACGCCCGCCAGAGGCAGCAGCAUCGAGGCCGCGGCUUCCUGCCCCUGUCCCGCUUCCUGCCCAUGCUCUCUAUGAAGCCCCGGGACCUGGAGGAGGACCACCCGGGCUCUGUGUUCUCCCCACCCCUGGAAACCGACAGCAUGGAUCCCUUUGGGAUCAUCUCCCCAGUGGGGUCGGUCAAUAGUCCCAGCUUCCAGGAGUGA